AUGUCCUCUGUCGUCGACACCGAGAGACCCGAAAUUGAAAAGUGCCCCCAGCCGAAGUGGCAAAUGCAACUGGGCCAAAAUCUUUUUUUAUCCUUUUUUUCUCAACUUACGCCCAAGGCCUGUGGUGAAACGCUGAGAAGAUGGGCUCCUCAAUCCUGUCGGAAGAGGGGUCCGUUAAAUCCGAAAGGGGGUGGGGGAGGGAAGCAGAAGAAUGCCGCUGUUUGGCGCCGCCAGCCGCUUCACGAGGCAGACGAGUCCGAGUCUGCAGUCCAUCUCUUUACGACAACGCACCUCACCCAACUCGUCAGAGCCGAUCUUGCCCUCACGUGUUCCAGCUCGUGGCCGGGCGUCGUCUGGUGGAGUGGGUCUCGAGGCAACCGCGUCUGUCUGACAACCGAUUGGACUGUCCGGCUGCAGGGACCGGCAUUCGCGGGACUCGAACAGGCCGUCGCAAAGUGGACGCCGUUCGUCUCCGCUUCAAACGAAAGACGAACUGGCGUGGCGCUUUCAAAUCGCCUCAGAAAGAGACGUCUGUCUUGA
This is a messenger RNA of Protopolystoma xenopodis, 540 nucleotides long. Lineage: Eukaryota; Metazoa; Platyhelminthes; Monogenea; Polystomatidea; Polystomatidae. The record is from the annotation of a GenBank genome assembly.